CUCCCUCGGAAGGCUCCAUCCGCCUGGUGAACGGUUCAGGGCCUCACGAGGGGCGCGUGGAGAUCCUGCACGGGGGUCGCUGGGGAACCGUCUGCGACGACGGCUGGGACGGACCCGACGGAGCCGUCGUGUGCCGGGCACUGGGAUAUCCCGGAGCAGAGGACGUGUUCCGCAUGGCCCGCUUCGGACAAGGCUCCGGCAGGAUCUGGAUGGACGACGUUUCCUGCACGGGCACCGAGGAUUCCCUGGAAUUCUGCAGCUUCUCGGGAUGGGGACGGACCAACUGCGGGCACGCCGAGGAUGCGGGGGUCAGGUGUAGGGUACCCUGAGCUUUUGGGGU
Molecule: messenger RNA, 340 nt
Organism: Neopelma chrysocephalum (saffron-crested tyrant-manakin)
Lineage: Eukaryota; Metazoa; Chordata; Aves; Passeriformes; Pipridae
Product: scavenger receptor class A member 5-like
Exons: 2
Cellular component (GO): membrane
Source: RefSeq, a predicted model, not a curated record